Lineus longissimus is the source of this 2165-nucleotide messenger RNA. Its product is annotated as G-protein coupled receptor 183-like. Gene Ontology annotation, molecular function: G protein-coupled receptor activity. Gene Ontology annotation, cellular component: plasma membrane. The transcript is spliced from 2 exons. Gene Ontology annotation, biological process: G protein-coupled receptor signaling pathway. Bases 713 to 1768 code for a protein of 351 amino acids. Lineage: Eukaryota; Metazoa; Nemertea; Pilidiophora; Heteronemertea; Lineidae. The record is from RefSeq and is a predicted model, not a curated record.
UUUGUGGUUCAUAUUAACACCUUCAGCGCCGAACCACGUAGAUCUACGUGGCCCAAACCCCCCUCUUUGAGCUGGUUAUCGGAGUCUAAUGGACUUCAUGAAAGAACUACGUUAUCGCCAUCUUCAGGGCAAGGUAAAAACUGAAAAUACCAAACGGAAUUUUUAGAGAGAAUGACGCUAUUUUAGCAGCUAAUUGCACAAUUCUAUAUAUGAGGAUAGCCGCGAGGCAAACCGUGGGAAAGCGAUGGAACUUUUUUUGCAAAUGACGUAAGACUGAAAAAGAAGAGUUGGCUUUGUUCUUCAUUCAGUGGAAGUUAAUAUCAGUAUAUAGGAACACGGACCUCUACACACUUUGGUAUAGCUCCUGUGGUCGGACCGACUAGACACUGGCCACUGCUGUAAUUGGUUAUUAGGGUAAAGCUGCAGCGGCAACUGCAACGCUGUUGGAAGGAAAUUUGGAUUAACACGUCUGCACAACGAAUGGAUUAUUAAGGCAAGACAGGGAUAUUUCCAUCGGGGAUAAAGCUGUCGGUGGUUGAGGUAAAUUAUUUGGUCUUGACGGUUCCUUUCGGCGGCAACUUUCGUAACAACCUUCAAAUCUCAAGACAGACCACAUAUUGGGUACGCAAGGCGCGCAGGACUGAGACGAAAAAAGGGAUACGGAACUAGAGGCACUAGAUGAAAAUUAAAGUGAAAAUUUUCGGCGGAUGCAAUGGAUUACCACAGUGUUGCUCGUCACAUCCGCGUGGUGGCGCUACCCCUAAUCAUUCUCUGCGGAACAGUCGGGAAUAUUCUGUUUUUCCUGGUGCUAAGGAGGCGAGGGAUGAAUCCCGAUUCCCCGACAUCUUUUCUCCUUCAGGUGUUAGCAAUGGUGGACCUUUUAGUAUUGUCCAUGGUCCUUCUGCCCAAAUUCAUUGGGUAUGCCAUGGGACAAGAACUAGAAGAAAUUGCGGACAUCUCUUGCAAACUGAUCAACUUUUCCAAUUAUACGAUGACUGACUUAUCUUGUUGGAUACUUGUUUUGGUUACCAUUGAAAGAUUCAUCGCGAUUGCAGCGCCGUCUAGAUUCACGAGGAUAUUUUCGACGAAAAUUGCGCGUCUUCUUGUGGCGAUUAUCGUCUUCACUCUGAUUGCUAUCAACUGUGUCAUACCAUUCAUGCUGAGAUUGAAAGAUGGAAAAUGUGUUCCACAUCCUCACUUCCGAUACUUUUGGGAAGUGACGUUUGUGUGGGUAGAUCUGAUCCUAUUUGGUAUUGUGCCUCUUCUGACUAUCUGCAUCAUCAGCAUCGCGAUAGCAAUCGUUUUGCAAUCUAGUGGGACAGGAUACAGAGCCAGGGAAGACUCUGGUGAAGCAGGACAGUUCUUGAUCCCCGCCAUUGCAAUGUCGUCUGUUACAAAAAUGCUUGUUGUGAUGGACAUCAUGUUUCUAGUCGCCGCAUCGCCAUUGACGUUUUUCACGGUUUUGUUACCCGGAUGGCGAGAGUUCCCGGAUGCAAACGAACGUGCAGAAGCGGAACUGAUAUUUGCCGUCUGUGAGAUUUUAACGUUUAGUAUUUACAUGUCGAAAUUUUAUCUCUGCUGCCUAAGCGGGAGUAGAUUUAGGAAGGAACUAAAAAACAUGUUUAAGAAUAAAUUCAGCGUAAAGGACACAGCAAUGGUAGACUCGCCACCCUCGUCAAUUGUCAAUAGGGGGCAGGUCACCGACUACGACCGAGAUGACGAAAGUCGAUGUGAUGGACAGAGUGAAGAGGCCGAGGAGGCAGUGUAAAACAAUGGCAUCCGCGCGUUAGAGUUUUACCAAAAAAGGAAUAAACAUAACGUAUCACGUGACUUGCUAUUUUCUUCAACAGCCUGAAUUUCAAUUGGUCAAAUACCUACGGAUCUUUCCCGCCGAAGUCUCAAAAUAGAUUGUUUUGUUUAAAUUCGUCAGGUAAGACGACGAAGAUCCAAUGGCGAUUCUCGGGGCAAAUUAUGUAAUAUAGUGACACCUUUAUGUUUAUUACUUUAUGGUAGAUCUUAUAACAUUGGUGAAAUUUGCAAUAUACAAGUCUUAACGUGACAGGACAAAUUGAAAUUGUAGCCUUACUGUCGGCGUACUCACAAGCAAUAGUUUGUAAUAUAUACUACAGUAUUUACCGUACCAUUUGCCUGUAAAAAACAGGUAU